AGGAUUCAUGCAAUGGGGCGGCCGAGAUAGCUCUAGGAGCUUAGCGGUGCGGAACGCUGAGUUCGCGACGAGUCUGAGGCAACACGUCCCUGGCAGAAAGCAGACGAAGCAUCGAUGUCCAAGCAGAGAUCGACAGAGGACUCCUGUAGCUAGGCGUAGUGUAUCACCACAAAAAGGGAUGGGAGCGAUAACUAACCCUUUUACGGGAACACCGGGUCGACCCCAGGACUAUAUCAACCGAAGAGAAAUGCAGAUUGAGAAACUGCACAGUUCGAGUCUGCAGCAAGAGUUGGAUGAAUCGAUGUCGGAGUUAGCCAUCGUGCAGAGACGAUGUCAUUCCCUCGAGGAAAGCCUCACUAUUGCAGAGGCCCAGCAUGUGAAGGCUAGAAAUAUGAACGCCCGGUUGAAGGAGCGAUUGCAACUGUUCCAAGAGCAGAAUGCUGAGAACUGCCGAAUUGCCGAAAUGGAAAUCUCUAAGCUCACAGCACGAUUGACCAGCGCUGAAACUACUAUAGGGAGGCUCCAGGAUGAGAACAACGCCUUAGACGAGGCUGUCAGAGCGCAAGCCAACGAGCUGAAGUUUCUGAAGGAUGUGGAGGCGAGGCUCGAAGCGGAGCGAGACGAGGCGUUCAGAGGCGGUCAGAAACUCGAGGAGUCUUUGAGGGAACUUGCACAGGACUUCGAGACGGUCUCGGACCAGCUAGAGCGAGAGAAGCGUGAGGCUCAGACGGCUAAGUUGCAGCUUGAAGAGCUGAUGGAGGCCUCGUUGGGUCAGGCUGAGAAGUUGGAAGCGGCCCAGCGGCUCGCUAGAGCGUCUCGCUGCGUUGCUCACUCUGUUCGACGAGGCAGUCAGGCACGCCUCUGUGCUGUUGUACUGCGGUCCUGGAGAAAGGAUGUCUUGGGGCGAGCGAGAUCAGCAGAGAAAUGCCGACUGGCUUUGAGAGUGUUGCGGCUUCGAGGGCGACAAGGACGAUUGAAGAGACAUGGGACAGCAGCAGUUAUGAUGCAACGGAGGAAAGUGUUGCGAUCGACGAUGCUGAAGUGGACCACUGCGGCUUCACGUGCUCGGUAUAUCAGACAAGUUUGUGAGCAUCUCAUGUCCAGAAGAUCUCUGAGGUUGCUACGGCAGACAUUGCUAGGAUGGGUGCUACAUCUGCUUGGCUGCUCGGUGACGAUUAAAGAGAGGAACAACGAGGAUCGAUUGCAGCAAGCAUUGCAGAAAACGGCAUCGUUGAGGUCUUUGCUACAUUCACAAGAGGAACGCAUCGCUGCUUUGGAGACUGGGGAGGAGGCCAGCGUGACGAGGAUCAAGCGGCUCAAGUCCAAACUUGAUGCACGCGAUGACGAAAUAGAUCGGCUACGUCGUGAUGUCCAGCUUCUCGAGGAGAUCAAUCACAAGCUCCGACUCACGUCCGUCUUAGAGCCAUUGACUGAUACCGUCAUCACUAGCCCUAUAGCAUCUGAUGUGACAUCGCGGAGUUUGGCACCGAGCGAAUACAGCUCUAACGGGCUGCCCUCUGAUGUGGGGAGCAGGGCCGUCCCUCUCCUCCAACUCGAGUCCAUCGAGUGA
Molecule: messenger RNA, 1570 nt
Organism: Perkinsus marinus ATCC 50983
Lineage: Eukaryota; Perkinsozoa; Perkinsida; Perkinsidae
Product: GRIP1-associated protein, putative
Exons: 15
Coding region: 8-1570 (520 amino acids)
Source: RefSeq, a predicted model, not a curated record